AUGCAGUGCUAUACCGAGCUGCUUCCUCCAUCGGGGGUGACCCACGCUCUGGCUGUUCCAUUUCUGUCUGCGACAUCGAACAAUUUGAUUGUCGUUCGAUCCUCUCUGUUGCAGGUGUUUUCUUUGCGUUCAUCACCGACUCCACGACAAAAUGAAAAUGCGGAGACCCACCUCACAACUCCAACAGCAACCGAUUCUCAUCUGACGAGGACCAAGCUUAUCCUGGAGAAAGAAUACCCACUGCCAGGGACGGUAACAGACCUGAGUAGAGUGAAGAUUCUGAAUUCCAAGAGUGGUGGUGAAGCAAUCCUGCUAGCUGUCCGCAACGCGAAGCUGAGCUUGAUAGAAUGGGAUCCUGAGCGUCAUGGUAUCUCUACCAUCUCGAUUCACUACUAUGAGAGAGAUGACCUGACGAGAAGUCCAUGGGUACCUGACUUGAGCAACUGCGGUAGUGCUCUCAGCGUGGAUCCCAGUAGUCGAUGCGCCGUGUUCAAUUUUGGAAUCAGGAACUUGGCAAUUCUGCCAUUUCACCAAGCCGGAGAUGAUCUCGUGAUGGACGACUACGACCCAGAACUUGACGGAGAACGUUUGAGCGAUGGUCAAGGAUCUGCUGCGAACCACGUGGAUGGACAGCAUCGCGGUGGCGCUACUUAUGGAACUCCCUACGCUGCCUCAUUUGUGCUGCCUUUGACAGCCUUCGACCCUGCUUUGCUCCAUCCUGUCAGCCUGGCGUUUCUCUAUGAAUACCGAGAGCCUACAUUUGGAAUCGUGUACUCUCAGGUGGCCACUUCAAGUGCAUUGAUCAACGAGCGCAAAGACGUGAUGACCUAUGGUGUUUUCACCCUAGACCUGGAGCAACGGGCAUCAACAUCGCUUCUUUCGGUCUCAAAACUUCCCAGUGAUUUGUUCAAAGUGGUAGCACUCCCACCUCCCGUGGGGGGUGCUCUUCUCAUUGGUAAUAACGAGGUUGUCCACGUGGACCAAGCCGGCAAGACAAACGCGAUAGGAGUCAACGAGUUUGCACGUCAGAUGUCCUCUUUCUCGAUGAGUGAUCAAUCGGAUUUGUCCCUUCGCCUGGAAAACUGCGUUGUGGAACGUCUCGGUGGCGAUAGCAGUGACCUUCUACUCAUUCUAGCCUCCGGAGACAUGGCGUUGAUUCGGUUCAAGCUUGAUGGUCGGUCAGUAUCUGGCAUGAAACUCCACGCCCUUCCCCGGCAAACCGGAGAGCAUAUUGUGAAGUCAACGGCUUCGUGUUCGGCAUGCUUUGAAGACGGGAAUGUAUUCGUCGGUAGUGAAGAUGCAGACUCUGUGCUUCUUGGAUGGUCUCGUUCCUCUGCACUAUCCAAGAAGAAGCAGGUCUCAACCGGGAUCGAGGAUCUGUCUGAUGAUGACCUGAUGGAUGAUGAAGAUGUGUAUGAAGACGAUCUUUACUCCACAGCACCCGAUCCAAGAGCGUCUUCUUCAAACCCCACGUCCGAAUUUUAUCAUUUCCAUUUGAAUGACCGAUUAUCGUCUAUCGGUCCUUUGCGCGACCUGACUCUCGGCAAGCCUGCUUCGUGUUCUCAAGAAGAGAAAGAUUCGGGCGAAGACGACGUGCUGGCAGACUUGGAACUGGUUGGAGCGUCGGGGUCUGGCAGAUCUGGUUCUUUGGUCGUGAUCAAGCGAGAGGUUGACCCCUGCGUUAAAAUGAACACCAAGAUUGAUGACGCGGAAGGCGUUUGGUCGACAACUUUGCAUCGAGGCAGAAAGAGCGGCCAGCCGAGUGCUGACGGUUCGGAGAGUGGUCAAUCUCGUCACUUUAUCAUUGUGUCAAAACCGACAGCAGAUAACCGAGAGGUGUCUGAGAUUCUGGAAGUCGAUGGAAAAGAUAUGAACCCUAUUAAAGCACCGGAAUUCAAUCCGAACGAGGACUUCACGAUCGACAUUGGCCCACUAGCGGAUUCCACGCGACUUGUGCAAGUCCUGCAAAGCGAGGUUCGAAGCUAUGAUAUUGAUCUCGGACUUUCUCAAAUUUACCCGCUUUGGGAUGAAGACGUCGAGGAGGAGAGAAUUGCCAUCACAGCGAGCUUCACCGAUCCGUAUCUUGCAAUUAUCCGUGACGAUGCCGCUCUCUUACUUCUCCAAUGUGAUGAGAGUGGCGAUCUGGAUGCAGUCUCAAUUCCAGACGAGCUCUCCGGGCCUAAAUGGCGGUCCGCCAGGCUCUAUCAAGACCACAGCCACGUGUUUGCGGCUCCCAGUGAACACGGCAGCGAUGACGUUUUGGCCAAUACUUUGCUGUUCCUCUUGAGUAUUGAUUCCAAGCUCUCUAUUUUCAAUCUGACAGACAUGAAAAUGCUCGACGUCAUUGAUGGCGUGGACUGCCUGCAGCCAGUGUUGUCCUCCGAAGCGCCACGGCGAAGUAAUAAUCGCGAACCCUUGAAAGAGGCCCUCGUGGCCGACUUGGGUGACCAGUGGAUCAGAUCACCUUAUCUCAUCGUACGCACUGAAACCGACGAACUUAUCUAUUACAAGCCCGUCUUUCACACCGUCAGCAACGGCGAUGGGUCGUCUAAAAGCCUUCGUUUCCACCGAGAAACGAAUCAUAACCUCACGGACACCGCUGCGGCCGCAGCUUCAACCGUAGAGAUGCAGCAGCAGUCAAAGCCCCUGCGCGUCUUGUCAAACGUGUCGGGCUAUAGCACGGUCUUUUUGCCGGGCGCGUCUGCAGGGUUUGUGAUGCGAACCGCAGCCAGCUCCCCACACUUGGUGCGUCUACGGGGCAAUUUCAUUCGAUGGUUGAGUGGACAUGACUCGGCUGGAUCUGGCUGUGAUCACGGUUUCAUCUACGUUGACUCUGCGAGUCAGAUUCGAGCUUGUCAAUUACCUUGUGGCACACAGUUCGACUACUCGUGGCCCCUUCGCAAAAUCUCGCUGGAUGAGCAGAUUGAUCACUUGACCUUCUCGACAACAUCCAACACCUACGUUGUGGGGACUAGUCACGAUGCCGAGUUCAAACUGCCAGAUAACGAUGAGCUUCAUCCCGAAUGGCGCAACGAAGCAAUCACCUUCUGUCCACAUGUUCCACACAGCUCAGUGAAAGUGGUCAACCCAGAGACGUGGACUGUAAUUGACGAGUAUCCAUUGGAGGCAGCGGAGCAUAUCACGGCGGUGCAGAAUGUGAACAUGGAGAUCUCUGAGAACACGCACGAGCGAAAGAAUCUCAUCGUGGUGGGCACCGCAAUAGUCAAGGGCGAGGAUAUUCCAGCCCGCGGAUGUAUCUACGUCUUUGAUGUGAUCAAUGUGGUGCCGGAUCCCGAGAAGCCAGAGACCGGGCGCAAGCUCAAGCUGGUUGGAAAAGAGAGUGUCAAGGGAGCCGUGACCGCGCUUUCCGGAAUCGGAGGCCAGGGUUUUAUCAUUGUAGCCCAAGGGCAAAAGUGCAUGGUGCGAGGACUCAAGGAAGAUGGCAGUUUACUGCCCGUUGCGUUCAUGGACAUGUCGUGCUAUGUCUCCGUUGCGAAGGAGUUGAAGGGCACUGGUAUGUGUCUUUUGGGGGAUGCAGUCAAGGGGAUAUGGUUUGCUGGUUAUUCGGAGGAGCCUUACAAAAUGAGCUUGUUUGGCAAAGACCCCGAAUACUUGGAGGUGGUGUCGGCCGAAUUCCUACCAGAUGGCAACAAGUUGUACAUCCUUGUUGCCGACAGCGACUGCAAUCUACAUGUGCUGCAAUACGACCCAGAAGACCCCAAAUCCUCCAACGGCGACCGCCUCCUACACCGCAGCAAGUUCUACACAGGCAAUUUCGCCACGCAAAUGAUUCUCCUCCCACGCACCGCCGUCCCCAGCGAACAAGACCACCACCACCAGAACAUCGACACCUCAUCCCAAAACGACAUGAUGAUCGAUUCGGACAGCCCCUCCCCCCACGCCACGCACCAAGUCCUCCUCGCCUCGCAGAACGGCUCUCUCGCCCUGAUCACCAGCGUCUCCGAAGAAUCCUACCGACGAUUGUCGGCGCUACAGUCCCAACUCACCAACACCAUUGAACAUCCGUGCGGGUUGAACCCGCGUGCCUUCCGGGCCGUCGAAAGCGACGGGACCGGCGGCCGAGGAAUGGUAGACGGGAACUUGUUGCGCCAGUGGCUGAAUCUGGGAAAGCAGCGACAGGCGGAGAUCUCGGGACGCGUGGGAGCCACGCAGUGGGAGAUCCGCGGGGAUCUGGAGAGUAUCGGCGGUGACGGCCUGGGGUAUUUGUGA
This is a messenger RNA of Penicillium diatomitis, 4230 nucleotides long. Its product is annotated as cleavage/polyadenylation factor CFT1. Gene Ontology annotation, cellular component: mRNA cleavage and polyadenylation specificity factor complex; nucleus. NCBI's taxonomy places the organism in Eukaryota, Fungi, Ascomycota, Eurotiomycetes, Eurotiales, Aspergillaceae. Gene Ontology annotation, molecular function: nucleic acid binding; protein binding. The transcript has 6 exons. The coding region runs from base 1 to 4230 and encodes 1409 amino acids. The record is from RefSeq and is a predicted model, not a curated record.